GAUAACUAGCGGUCGCCAGUUUCAAAGAACAUGGCUGGUAGCAAUGGUCGUAAUUAUUGAGCUAGCUGUACGAUUUCUUUACACUUGUCAACAAAAAUAUUAAUAUUGAAGCAAUUAUUUAAGGAAUAAUACGUUAUUAGUUAAAAGUAUAUAAUAUUAUGGCAACUGCUAUCCAGAAAAAUAGCAUGAAACCUUUAACGAAUAGAUCUUUAAAUCAUGUAGAAAAUGUUGAAAAUUUAAAUAACAGUGAUAUAUGUACAGAAAGUAAAGAUAAUGGACUCUUUAAAGAAGAUAUGCAAUCAUGUAUGUCUGAAUCCGAUCAAGAUACACCAGAGCUUGAUAUUGUUAUAAAUAAUGUAGUAUGUAGCUUUAGCGUAAGGUGUCAUCUUAAUUUAAGAGAAAUUGCUCUGCAUGGUUCAAACGUUGAAUACAGAAGAGAAAAUGGAAUGAUCACAAUGAAGUUGCGAAGACCAUACACAACUGCUUCUAUUUGGUCUUCGGGAAAAGUAACUUGUACUGGUGCAACUAGCGAACUAGAAGCAAAAAUAGCAGCACGUCGAUUUGCGCGUUCCCUUCAAAAACUUGGCUUUAAAGCACGGUUUAAUAAUUACAGAGUGGUUAAUGUAUUAGGUACAUGCUGUAUGCCAUUUGCCAUCAAAAUAACAUCGUUUUCUUUAUAUCAUAAAGAAAAUGCAGAUUAUGAACCAGAAUUACAUCCUGGUGUGACAUACAAAUUGAAAGAACCAAAAGCAACAUUAAAAAUAUUUGCUACCGGAAGUGUUACAGUAACAGCACCUAAUGUUGCUGCUGUCCAAGCUGCAAUAGAAUAUAUCUAUCCGCUAGUCUAUGAGUUUCGCAAGGAACGUUCAGUAGAAGAUAAGUUAGCAUUGGAAACCAAGAAACGCAGACAUGGUAAAAAGAGAAAACGAGAAGAGUUCCUACAUAAUACGGAUUUAAUAUAUGAUCCUUUGUUUUCUCCUUCAUCUUCUUCCAUCGAAGAAGGAGCUGACAGUGAUGCCAGUUGGAACUGAACUGUUUAUAUUAUUAUUUUUCUGUUAAUUAUAAAACAAUUAUGUGUAUAUUUCGUUCGAUUAAGAACGAUUAUCAAUUGCACUGGACAAUUGCUGCUGCUAAGAGUGAUGAAGUGAUGCAUAUUUCAUUUUCUUAGUGUCUGACAAGUGCGUGAGUGUCAAAGACAAUAGUGUACAUUAAUGUGCACUUAAACUUGUAAUUAUCUUUGCACUUAUCAAUUUGACUGACUUAUGUUUUUAAAGUAACAUCCCUCAUAUUUUCAUUCUAUCAUACAACAAUAUAUUAAACAUACAUCUCUCCAAGGCAUAUACAUAGGGCAUGUGUCGUUCUUAUGUAUACACUAUCAUUCAGUUUUUUGAAAAUAAUAUUUGGGAUGUAUUUAGUAAUAUUUUUGACAAGACUUAGUUUAUAUAAGGGAUCACUUGAUUGUAUUUAUGAUUUUAUGAAUUAUACAAAUUCAAAUUAGGUAACGGAAAAAAAAGUAUACAUAUAUACGUUCCGUUGAUUCAAGUUGCAUACUACAAUGUUUGGGCUAUAAAGACAAGUAUCAACGUAAUAAAUGAUUGGUGAUACGUAUAUUUUUUUUUCUUUUACAAUUUAUUUUUUUUUUUUCUCUUUUUUUUUUCUUUUUUUAAUUACACAAAAAUUCUCGUCAGUUUUAGUUAAUGAAUGUAUACUGUGCCAAAGAUGGAUGUUCAAAAUUUAACAUGAUACAAUUGAAACAACAAAACAAACGAAACUACAAAUUAAUUUUUCACCGCUGUAACAUUUAGCUUUUUCAUUAACAUAGUCUGCUUUAAUGGAUAUGAUAGUUUUUUAAUAUAAUAAUCUAUAUUUUGCGAUGUUUCCGGAAAGAAUAUAUAAUAUCGUUGAUUCAUCAGACUGUAUCAAGCAAAAAUACUACAUGUGUAUAUGUAGUAUUAUAUAUUAGUACAUACUUAAAUAUAUAUAUAUAUGUACAUACUUACAUACAUAUAUAUGUAACAUAUGUAUAUAUUAAGUAUGUAGUACAUACUUAAAUAUAUGUAUAUAUUUAAGUUUGUAUAAUCAACAUUAAUAAUAGCCCAUUCUCGAUCAAACACAUGACAGAUUUAUUUAAUACAUUCAGAUCAAUCAGUUAUCUACUAUGUACUAUCAUUGCUAUCGUUAUAUUCUAUAAUUAUAUAGCAUAUGAAUAUAGGUCAAUGACAUUCUCAGCAAUGUUAACUUGCUAACACUUAUGUGUUAAUUAUUUUGUAUAUGAAAAUUAGAAAGUUAUUAUAUUAUUAGGCAGUAUUAAGAUAAGUUCAUCGAUAAUUACGAUAAGGACUAUUAAACUUAUGAAAUAUCACAAAUAACUCUUCUUGGCAAUAACGAAUACUAUCAUUUGUGAUUUCAUAAGCGUCCAAAUAGUAUUUAUGUGUAUGUAUACAGAUAUAUAUAAAAACAGAGAAAGAAAAAAAGAAAAAGAAAAAUUCUUAGUUCUUACUAAAAAAUACUCUCUAAAAUUUUUAAAAUUGUAUGGUCAACAUUUUAGUAGCAAUGUACCAAAGUUACAAGAAAUAUCAAAAAAAAAAAAAAAAUAUAUAUAUAUAUAUAUAAA
Messenger RNA from Polistes canadensis, 2614 nucleotides. It is a transcript of the gene Trf2, whose product is annotated as TATA box-binding protein-like protein 1. Gene Ontology annotation, molecular function: DNA binding; general transcription initiation factor activity. Gene Ontology annotation, biological process: DNA-templated transcription initiation. The transcript is spliced from 5 exons. The record is from RefSeq and is a predicted model, not a curated record. Bases 159 to 1031 code for a protein of 290 amino acids. Lineage: Eukaryota; Metazoa; Arthropoda; Insecta; Hymenoptera; Vespidae.